UUUUGAAGUGUUUUUUUUUUGUUUCAAAAUUUAUUUAUUUAUUUAUUUAUGUAUAGAUAUAUUUAAAGUAAGUGGAGAAAAUGAGAGUGGUUGUUGAAAAUCACAAGGCAAAUUUAGUCUAACUCUUUUCUAGCUAUUCUAUCUGAACCUCACACCUAAAUUUGGGGGAGCCCUGUUUUUUUGACCCAUUCCCUUCUCCUUAGAUUGUGUCUUCAUAGAUUUUUGGGGAAAUGGCAGUCUCCCCUUUAUUUUUAGAAUUUUUACACUCUCUUUUACCACUAUUAUAAAUUACCAUUCACUCUUUUCCUUUUUGCCUUUUUUUUUUCUUUCCAAUUCCCAAAUUCUUUCCAUUUCUGAGGUUUUUGCUUCAUACAAUCGCAUGGUUUCUGUUCUGUUUCAGGUGUGCCCAGAAUCUUCCUAUUCUAUGCUACGAGAACUUCAAGUGACAAUUGGUUCGAAAGGAAUCAAUUUGACUAUUUGAGCAAGAACUUGGAAAAUGGUUUAGUACUUUCCUUUUCUGCGUUGAGAAAUAUAUUCUCAAGGAAGCAAUACAGCGAAAGAUGCCUUGUGCCCAUCAACAAACCCAUCAAGAUAAUCAGAAAGUCUCAGAGGUAGGAAAGGCUAACCGCUCCAAGAAUUCUUUGCAGCUGAAUGAUUCUAGAAGAUCAUCAGAGGAUUCUGGAAUUUCUUCUUUCAAUUUGAGGAACAUUGGUCAGAGGUGUGCCAUUUUGACAUUACCUACACUUGGAUCUGAUGGACAAUGGAGAAUUGUUGCAAUACCUUUGCAAUAUCUGGAUCACAAUAACCUUUUCGGAUCUGGAACUCACCUGAAUAUGAAUAGCAUGCACCUGGUUUCCUCUCCGUUGAUUAAUUCAGUUAAGGUUGAUGGACGGAAGACACAGAAAGGGCCUCAGCCUGAGGUUACUUAUUCUGCCAAGCUAUGUAGAGCCAGAAGUUUCUCUGGAUCCAAUAUGCAGCAUCAAUUUCGCACCAGGACUGUUGCAAACAAAAUGACUAAAUUGAAUGAUGUGGCCAACAAUUCUUCCUGUCAGAGUUCCGUCACUUGCAAUGAUUCUUCUGUUUUUAUGCCAAAAGGAUCUACUGCUACUAAUCCAUCUGCUUUGUUCGUCGAUUGUUCUGAGGAAGACAAGUCUACGAAGAGAAAUUCCCGAAAGAAGGCAAAAAAGAAGGGAAAACAUAGAAAGAAACAUUUGUGUGAUGUUAGCUCCACAGCAUCAGAAGUUUGUUCUGAGUAUACACAUGGAAGUUCAGCAUCUGAAAUCUGUUGUAACAAUGACAUGAAUCAGGGUAUAGUAGUAUCAUGUGCAACUUCACCUUCUAAUGGUUUGCUAAAUAUAGUGGAUUUUGCAGACAGCAGCAAUGGUGUUAUUACAAGUUUUGAAUCACCAAAUAUAUGCAUAUCUGACAUUGAUCAAGUGGAUAUGACAGAAUCUAUUGUACCUUCUCAAGUUCAGAAGUUGCCUAGUGAGUAUCUUAUUAAUGAUUCUGAAAUUGGUAAAGAAGAGCAGCAAUUUUCCAGGUCUCAAGGAGGUUUAGAGAGGAGAUAUCCGUCACAGGUGGGCUCUCUUGAUUGUAUACAUCAGGAGGAUUUCUCUGAUUUGCAUGAUUCUUUAGUGUUGGAUUCAGUUUCUGUUGGUUCAAACAGUGAAGAGAGUAUGAGUGCUAGUCAUAUUGUUAAGCCAUUUGAUAACAGCCAUGAAAAUAGUCAAUCAGAGUCAUCCGGUUCCAAUACCAAGGAGGGACCCUUCUAUCAUCAAAACUCAUUAUGUAGCAUUUCAGAAACCCAUGAUUAUACUCAGGGACCAAAGCAUGGUCUGGAUUUUAGCAGCUGUGAUGUACAAAUGGUUGCAUCAGGCAAGAGGGGUAAGCAGUUUAAAUCAGUUCCUGCGAGUUCAAGUACUUGCAAACUUGGAAGUAUAGGAAACUUGCACGGUGGAACGGGGACAGAGAACAGUCAUUCCGUUUGGCAAAGGGUUCAGAGGAAUGGUGUAGAGAAGUGCAACACUGAGCAGAAGAAAACAAGUCCCAUUUGCUCAGGGUCUGAUGUUACUUCAAAGGAUGCUCCUUUACUGAAAAGAAGUUCUAAUGCUGCCAAUGAAACAACCUUAUCUAGGACUAAUGAUAAAAGGAAGUUAAAAGAUAAGGUUCCUAGGAAGUUGAAAAGAAAAGUUAGUCCAGCUUCAAAACAAGAAAAAAGCAGUUGUUCGAGGAAGGGGUCUCAUCCCAACAAGGUAAACUCCAAUGCUCAUGCAAAGACUAGCAGCAUGCAAAAAAAUGAAAUGUUAGAUGUUUUAACUGCUCUGAAUGACCAAAGAGUAAUUAAAAAUGUUUCAAGGUCUUGUACUCAGCUUGGUUUUGCGAGGGUUGAGACCGUGAAAUCUGAAUCACUUAGCAACUUACCAGUUAGUCCAGGCGGCAUGGAACCAUGUGAAAGUGUCUCUGAUGCUGCUCCUGGUUUGAAUAAUCAAUGUAUAGAGAAUCAAGACAGCUUGUUGAAAAAGUCAUGUGUCCCUUUGGACCAGCCAAAUUUGCAUGAGGUGCGAGCUCCAGUGUACCUCCCUCAUCUGAUGGUGAAUGGUGUUGGUCGAACAGAGAAAGAAAUUUCUCUUGCAGAAAAUGGUAAGCAAAGCCAUAGUUCGGGCUCUGUUCUGCAGAAAUGGAUACCUGUUGGGAUAAAGGAUCCUGGAUUUCCAACAUCUGCUAGAUCUGCCAGUGUGUUGAUGGAACAUUCUAAUGGGCCAGAUGCUGAAGAUUGGGCUUUCAAAAAUAAAUUUGAAGAGAAAGUUGCUCCCUUUGCUCAGAAUCUUUCUUCUUCAGUUGAUGCUGGAACAAUGUGUAGCAUUGGUAAGGAUUCAGGACAUGCAAUUAGUUCUCCUGAAAAUGAUAACCAUAUUAAAAAUUUGAGGGAUCUUAAUGCUUGCAUAAAUGAAAAUGAAAACAAGCAUAAUGGGGCCAAUUUCUUAAUAGAUGAAACUAAAGAACAAAAUUUGUCAGCACUUGCAACGGAUUUGAACAAGAUAUCUAAGUCAUUGAAUGAUGCCUAUAGAGCACAAUUGGCAUCUGAAGCUGUUCAGAUGGCCAUCGGGGGUCCCAUUGCCGAGUUUGAAAGGCUUCUUCACUUUUCUUCUCCAGUUAUUUGUCAUUCAUACAGUUCAGUAGCUUGUCAAACUUGCUUGCGGGACCAGGUUCCUAGUGGUCUAUUGUGUAGACAUGAGACACCAAACAUCCCGUUGGGAUGCCUGUGGCAGUGGUAUGAGAAACAUGGCAGCUAUGGAUUAGAAAUAAGGGCUGAAGAUUAUGAAAAUCCAAAGAGAUUGGGUGUUGAUCAGUUUGAAUUUCGUGCCUACUUUGUGCCUUUCUUGUCAGCAGUUCAACUCUUUCGGAACAGUAAAAGUCAUUCCACCGCAAACAACACCACAAUUUCUUCUCCUGGAGUUUCUGAGGGUUAUGAUACUGGUUCCACUUCAAGAAACUUUACCAAUGUCAGUCACCUUCCAAUAUUGUCAGUGCUUGUACCCCAGCCACGCACUUCAGAACCAAGUAGUCAUUUGCCAGUAAAUGAUGUGGUUAGAUCAGAACCAUCUCUAGUUUCUUCUAAGGAUGGGUUGUCUGCCAAAUCAGUUGACAUGGCAUGGUCAGAUUGUCUAGAACCAGUUUUUGAGUACUUUGAAUCUGAACAGCCUCAGCAAAGACGGGCAUUAUAUGAAAAGAUACAAGAACUGGUUAGAGAUGAUGUUUCUUCUCGGUGCAAAAUGUAUGGGGAUCCAGUUCAUCUGAACUCCAUAAAUAUACAUGAUCUGCAUCCUCGAUCUUGGUAUUCUGUUGCAUGGUAUCCUAUUUAUAGAAUUCCAGAUGGAAAUUUUCGUGCAGCAUUUUUGACUUAUCAUUCACUUGGCCAUUUGGUUCGUAGAAGUUCCAAGUUUGAUUACCCUAGUAUGGAUGCAUGUAUAGUAUCUCCUGUUGUGGGUCUUCAGAGUUACAAUGCCCAGGGUGAAUGCUGGUUCCAGCUGAGGCCCUCUACCGUGAAUGAUUUCUCUGAAAUCCAUGGCUUAAGCCCUUCAGGAAUACUGAAGGAGCGAUUAAGGACUCUCAAGGAGACUGCAUCUCUUAUGGCAAGGGCUGUUGUGAACAAGGGAGAUCAGACUUCAGUUAACAGACACCCCGAUUACGAGUUCUUUCUCUCUAGGCAAAGAUAGUUAUCUCUGUGCAGCUCACCUGGUGACCUCUUCAGCUUGUAAAAUAGUUCAGCUAUGUUCAGGUAGAAGCUAACCUAUAAUAGGGAGUUCAGUUCAUAGUGUUCUAUGGCCAAUGGAUGUUCUAUAUCUGUACAGUUGUUUGUAUGAGUACCUUUGUAUUGAUUUUAAAGGAAUGUUAGUCUUAAAAAACUUCAUAUAGGUUGCAUAGCUUUAGCAGCCCCCGAAAUGAUGUAUAUAUGUUUGUUUCAUGAAAGUUGGAAGUUUCCUA
Molecule: messenger RNA, 4485 nt
Organism: Theobroma umbraticum
Lineage: Eukaryota; Viridiplantae; Streptophyta; Magnoliopsida; Malvales; Malvaceae
Source: RefSeq, a predicted model, not a curated record